AUGGUGCCCUCCCUCGCCGAGGCCACCCUUGCUCCAGCGUCGGUCGUGCCCACGCCAUGCGGGCCUCGCGCCCAGCCGCCCGGCUGCCUCUCGGCCGUUCGCACCGCUGGAGACGCCAUCCGGGGCGCUCAGCACGCCUCUGGACACGGCCUUGACGCCGUCGCUCGCGCUGCAUGCAACCGGAGCCGCAUGCGCGCCUGCAUACGGUGCUCCGCCCCCACCUGCUCCUCCACCGGCGGAAUGGCUUGCGCCGCUGUCGCCGACACCCGCCCUCACCGCAUAUCACGCGGAUCAUGGCUCAACCACCAUUGGAUGCUUCUGGAUCUAACAGCAGCCCUCACCCCCUCACCCAACCGCAGCCCAACCACCCAAACCCUAACCCGCACUCCUCCUCCCUCACCCGCACUCCUCUUCCCUCGGCUCCUCGCCGCCGCCACCUCCUCCCCGUCCCACAGCGGCGCCCACCGCGUCACCUGUCGGCCGCCCUCGCGGGUGGUUGCGUCCGCGGCGAUGACGGCGGCCUCGUCGUCCUCGAAGGCCGUGGUCGGUCGUCUCCCUAUCCGCCUCUCUCCCAACGCUAGACCAGAGAGAUCUGCCUUCCUCCCGAACGACCGCGGUCGGUUCCUCGCCGCCGCCGGCCCGCUGCCCCUCCCCCGUGGCGCACUCACAUCUCAUUUGGGAUCUGGGAUGGCCGCAGGCAUAUCACGCGGAUCAUGGCUCAACCACCAUUGGAUGCUUCUGGAUCUAACAGCAGCCCUCACCCCCUCACCCAACCGCAGCCCAACCACCCAAACCCUAACCCGCACUCCUCCUCCCUCACCCGCACUCCUCUUCCCUCGGCUCCUCGCCGCCGCCACCUCCUCCCCGUCCCACAGCGGCGCCCACCGCGUCACCUGUCGGCCGCCCUCGCGGGUGGUUGCGUCCGCGGCGAUGACGGCGGCCUCGUCGUCCUCGAAGGCCGUGGUCGGUCGUCUCCCUAUCCGCCUCUCUCCCAACGCUAGACCAGAGAGAUCUGCCUUCCUCCCGAACGACCGCGGUCGGUUCCUCGCCGCCGCCGGCCCGCUGCCCCUCCCCCGUGGCGCACUCACAUCUCAUUUGGGAUCUGGGAUGGCCGCAGCCAGAUCUGGGAUGGCCGCAGGCACCUCUCCCUCCUUGCAAAGGCUAUAG
Molecule: messenger RNA, 1167 nt
Organism: Aegilops tauschii subsp. strangulata
Lineage: Eukaryota; Viridiplantae; Streptophyta; Magnoliopsida; Poales; Poaceae
Source: RefSeq, a predicted model, not a curated record